Messenger RNA from Pan troglodytes (chimpanzee), 3456 nucleotides. It is a transcript of the gene GBP1, whose product is annotated as guanylate binding protein 1. Bases 642 to 2420 code for a protein of 592 amino acids. The record is from RefSeq and is a predicted model, not a curated record. Lineage: Eukaryota; Metazoa; Chordata; Mammalia; Primates; Hominidae. The transcript is spliced from 11 exons. Gene Ontology annotation, molecular function: GTPase activity; GTP binding.
AGUUGUGUGAUUCAUGUAAAGCCAUCAGUACUGAGCCUAGAACAUGAGUACAACAUAUGGAGCCCCCUCCUGACUGUGUGCUGGGCAUUAAGUGCCAGGGGUUAGGUGUUCAUGAGUGUGUUAAACAUGUCCUUUCCUUAUGUACUGCACCUCUCAAAGAAUAGGCAGCUCCAUUGUGAGUGUGUCUAUUAUUUUAGGAAAUUGUAGCUGAAAAUUAACAUGAUGCCUCCUCAUUCUAGGUUUCUCAAACUGACUCAAUCCAUGAGACAUGUAUCAUUGUAUUCAAAACCUAAUGGGCAUUUUGUUAGACAACAAAUGGUUUCUAAGAUUUCCAACAACAACAAAAAAACUUUGAAGCUUCUGGUUGAGAAAUCAUUAAACCCUCCCACUGGCACACUCCUGUAAUUCCAUUUAUGGUAGUGGAGUCAGUGAUUUGAACGAAGUACUUUCAGUUUCAUAUUACUCUAAAUCCAUUACAAAUCUGCUUAGCUUCUAAAUAUUUCAUCAAUGAAGAAAUCCCAGCCCUACAACUUCGGAACAGUGAAAUAUUAGUCCAGGGAUCCAGUGAGAGACACAGAAGUGCUAGAAGCCACUCCUCGUGAACUAAGGAGAAAAAGAACAGACAAGCGAACACCCUGGACAUGGCAUCAGAGAUUCACAUGACAGGCCCAAUGUGCCUCAUUGAGAACACUAAUGGGCGACUGAUGGCGAAUCCAGAAGCUCUGAAGAUCCUUUCUGCCAUUACGCAGCCUAUGGUGGUGGUGGCAAUUGUGGGCCUCUACCGCACAGGCAAAUCCUACCUGAUGAACAAGCUGGCUGGAAAGAAAAAGGGCUUCUCUCUGGGCUCCACGGUGCAGUCUCACACUAAAGGAAUCUGGAUGUGGUGUGUGCCCCACCCCAAGAAGCCAGGCCACAUCCUAGUUCUGCUGGACACCGAGGGUCUGGGAGAUGUAGAGAAGGGUGACAACCAGAAUGACUCCUGGAUCUUCGCCCUGGCCGUCCUCCUGAGCAGCACCUUCGUGUACAAUAGCAUGGGAACCAUCAACCAGCAGGCUAUGGACCAACUGUACUAUGUGACAGAGCUGACACAUCGAAUCCGAUCAAAAUCCUCACCUGAUGAGAAUGAGAAUGAGGUUGAGGAUUCAGCUGACUUUGUGAGCUUCUUCCCAGACUUUGUGUGGACACUGAGAGAUUUCUCCCUGGACUUGGAAGCAGAUGGACAACCCCUCACACCAGAUGAGUACCUGACAUACUCCCUGAAGCUGAAGAAAGGUACCAGUCAAAAAGAUGAAACUUUUAACCUGCCCAGACUCUGUAUCCGGAAAUUCUUCCCAAAGAAAAAAUGCUUUGUCUUUGAUCGGCCCGUUCACCGCAGGAAGCUUGCCCAGCUCGAGAAACUACAAGAUGAAGAGCUGGACCCCGAAUUUGUGCAACAAGUAGCAGACUUCUGUUCCUACAUCUUUAGUAAUUCCAAAACUAAAACUCUUUCAGGAGGCAUCCAGGUCAAUGGGCCUCGUCUAGAGAGCCUGGUGCUGACCUACGUCAAUGCCAUCAGCAGUGGGGAUCUACCCUGCAUGGAGAACGCAGUCCUGGCCUUGGCCCAGAUAGAGAACUCAGCUGCAGUGCAAAAGGCUAUUGCCCACUAUGAACAGCAGAUGGGCCAGAAGGUGCAGCUGCCCACGGAAAGCCUCCAGGAGCUGCUGGACCUGCACAGGGACAGUGAGAGAGAGGCCAUUGAAGUCUUCAUCAGGAGUUCCUUCAAAGAUGUGGACCAUCUAUUUCAAAAGGAGUUAGCGGCCCAGCUAGACAAAAAGCGGGAUGACUUUUGUAAACAGAAUCAGGAAGCAUCAUCAGAUCGUUGCUCAGGUUUACUUCAAGUCAUUUUCAGUCCUUUAGAAGAAGAAGUGAAGGCGGGAAUUUAUUCGAAACCAGGGGGCUAUCGUCUCUUUGUUCAGAAGCUACAAGACCUGAAGAAAAAGUACUAUGAGGAACCGAGGAAGGGGACACAGGCUGAAGAGAUUCUGCAGACAUACUUGAAAUCCAAGGAGUCUAUGACUGAUGCAAUUCUCCAGACAGACCAGACUCUCACAGAAAAGGAAAAGGAGAUUGAAGUGGAACGUGUGAAAGCUGAGUCUGCACAGGCUUCAGCAAAAAUGUUGCAGGAAAUGCAAAGAAAGAAUGAGCAGAUGAUGGAACAGAAGGAGAGGAGUUAUCAGGAACACUUGAAACAACUGACUGAGAAGAUGGAGAACGACAGGGUCCAGUUGCUGAAAGAGCAAGAGAGGACCCUCGCUCUUAAACUUCAGGAACAGGAGCGACUACUACAAGAGGGAUUUCAAAAAGAAAGCAGAAUAAUGAAAAAUGAGAUACAGGAUCUCCAGACGAAAAUGAGACGACGAAAGGCAUGUACCAUAAGCUAAAGACCAGAGCCUUCCUGUCACCCCUAACCAAGGCAUAAUUGAAACAAUUUUAGAAUUUGGAACAAGCGUCACUACAUUUGAUAAUAAUUAGAUCUUGCAUCAUAACACCAAAAGUUUAUAAAGGCAUGUGGUACAAUGAUCAAAAUCAUGUUUUUUCUUAAAAAAAAAAAAGACUGUAAAUUGUGCAACAAAGAUGCAUUUAUCUCUGUAUCAACUCAGGAAAUCUCAUAAGCUGGUACCACUCAGGAGAAGUUUAUUCUUCCAGAUGACCAGCAGUAGACAAAUGGAUACUGAGCAGAGUCUUAGGUAAAAGUCUUGGGAAAUAUUUGGGCAUUGGUCUGGCCAAGUCUACAAUGUCCCAAUAUCAAGGACAACCACCCUAGCUUCUUAGUGAAGACAAUGUACAGUUAUCCAUUAGAUCAAGACUACACGGUCUAUGAGCAAUAAUGUGAUUUCUGGACAUUGCCCAUGUAUAAUCCUCACUGAUGAUUUCAAGCUAAAGCAAACCACCUUAUACAGAGAUCUAGAAUCUCUUUAUGUUCUCCAGAGGAAGGUGGAAGAAACCAUGGGCAGGAGUAGGAAUUGAGUGAUAAACAAUUGGGCUAAAGAAGAAAACUUUUCUUAUUGUUCAGUUCAUCCAGAUUAUAACUUCAAUGGGACACUUUAGACCAUUAGACAAUUGACACUGGAUUAAACAAAUUCACAUAAUGCCAAUUACACACUGUAUUUAUAGCAACGUAUAAUUUGCAAAGAUGGACUUUAAAAGAUGCUGUGUAACUAAACUGAACUAAUUCAAUUACUUAUUAUUUAGAAUGUUAAAGCUUAUGCUAGUCUUUUCUAAUUCUUAACAAUCAUAUUUGAAAUCUUUCUGAGUUUCCCCAGAAGAGAAUAUGGGAUUUUUUUUUGACAUUUUUGACCCAUUUAAUAAUGCUCUUGUGUUUACCUGGUAUAUGUAGACUUUGUCUCAUGUGUCAAAAGUCCUAGGAAAGUGGUUGAUGUUUCUUAUAGCAAUUAAAAAUUAUUUUUGAACUGAAAA